Penaeus vannamei (Pacific white shrimp) is the source of this 413-nucleotide messenger RNA. The record is from RefSeq and is a predicted model, not a curated record. NCBI's taxonomy places the organism in Eukaryota, Metazoa, Arthropoda, Malacostraca, Decapoda, Penaeidae.
GAAGCAUCGACACGGGAGUUUGUUGCUUGGCUAGAAAUUUCGGACAGCGUUGUUUAAAAGCAUUCAUAGGAACACGAAACAUGGCGAAGCACGGGGAAGGAAGACCAGUUGUAGUAUUUCUCCUAAUAAGCAUCAUAACAGGAUUAAGUGCACAGCGACUUCCGCGGUGCGACAAACCAUGCCCCUUUGUGUUCCGGCCGGUCUGUGGCAGCGACGGAAUCACCUACAAUAACGAGUGCCUUCUGGAGAUCGCCAUGUGCAGAGAUGCAACACUGUUCAAGGAGUACGACGGGGAAUGUGAAGACAUAGACAUCUGCGACAGACCUUGUCCCCAAGUGAUACAACCUGUCUGUGGCAGCGACGGAAUCACCUAUGACAACGACUGCCUUCUGGACGUCGCCAUUUGCCACGCC